This is a messenger RNA of Scatophagus argus, 3547 nucleotides long. Its product is annotated as metalloproteinase inhibitor 3-like. Gene Ontology annotation, biological process: negative regulation of membrane protein ectodomain proteolysis; negative regulation of endopeptidase activity. Gene Ontology annotation, cellular component: extracellular matrix. Bases 200 to 844 code for a protein of 214 amino acids. The record is from RefSeq and is a predicted model, not a curated record. The transcript has 5 exons. NCBI's taxonomy places the organism in Eukaryota, Metazoa, Chordata, Actinopteri, Scatophagidae. Gene Ontology annotation, molecular function: metalloendopeptidase inhibitor activity; protease binding.
UAUAUGUGCGGCUGUGCGCCUCUCCGGGAUCACGGGGAAACGCUCAACCGAGGCGAGAAGCACCAGCGACAACAACCAGAGCAGAGACUUGGACAUUACACGCAGCCGACGUCCUCAGCAGCCGGUGCGCGGAGCGGAUCCAGACGGACUCCAUACAGUUUAUUCCAGCAUCAGAGAGGAGUGUGGAAAGUUUGGAGAAAUGCAGUCAGUGUACCAGCACCUGAUAAGCCUGCUGUUUGUCUUCAGCAGCCUGCACGUUAACCAGCUGACGGAGGGCUGCUCGUGCGCCCUGACGCACCCGCAAGACGCCUUCUGCAACUCCGACAUAGUGAUUCGGGCUAAAGUGGUGGGCAAGAAGCUCCUGAGAGAUGGACCUUUUGGAACAAUGCGCUACACGGUCAAGCAAAUGAAGAUGUACAAGGGUUUCGACAAAGUCCAGCACGUGCAGCACAUCUACACAGACGCCUCAGAGAGUUUGUGUGGCGUUAAGUUUGACAUCAACAAGUAUCAGUACCUGAUCACAGGUCGGGUGUAUGAUGACAAGGUCUACACAGGGCUGUGCAACUUCAAUGAGCGGUGGGAGCGCCUUUCAUUGGCCCAGAAGAAAGGCUUCAACCAUCGCUACCAGCUGGGUUGCAACUGCAGGAUUAAGCCCUGCCAUUACCUGCCCUGCUUCGUGACCUCAAAGAACGAGUGCCUGUGGACGGACAUGCUGUCCCACUUCGGCUAUCCCGGCUACCAGUCCCGGCACUACGCCUGCAUCCAGCAGAAGGAGGGCUACUGCAGCUGGUACCGGGGCAUGACUGCACGCGACAAAACCACCAUCAAUGCUACCGACCCCUGAACCCCAAAGCACCCUGCUCAAAAUCCACUGCCACCUCCCUGACUCCGUCCCAUCCCGAUCACGUCUAGAGUAUUACAGGACUCUUAAAGCUCACUGGCCUGGGUGACAGCGUCUUUAAAUGGGCAAAAAAAGACAAAAGAUCAGAUCCAUUACAGUGCCUGUUUUGUAGCACUUCUCGUAGAAAACAAUACCUUUUUUGUGCAGAUCAUCCUGUUGAAUUCAUUUUCCAAAACCAUGAAUCAAACAGUUCUUGCACCAUACUGUCUCUAUAGGGUUCAGUGGUGUUAAAAGGUAACAAAGACAGGCUUUUAAAGGGCCAGUAAGAUGUAUAAGACUUUGAUCGACUAUUGUGAUCUUUAGAACUGAACAUAAGCAGUGACAUGUACACAAUUAAAAGCAUCAAUGAUUGUCAUUCCCAUUAAUUAAACCUGCCGUUAGCCUAUUGCUAAACAGGUAUUUUGGUCGUUUUAUUCAAUAAUGCAGUUAAUCUUUUAAAAAGCAAUGACUCUCAAAACUAAAGGUCUAGUAAAAGCAAAUUUCAGAAAAAUGUAACGCCAGUGAUCACUAUGUCAAAUUUAAGAAGUUGUGACGUUGUUGCUACUGAACUAUGUUUGCUAGCGUUUGACUCAGUUCUGCAUGUCAGCAAUAUCAAGCAGAGCCGACAAUUGUUUCAACAAUACUGAUCGAGUGCCAAUGUGAUGUAUGAUUCCUGAAAGUUAUACCUCUUAUUUCGGCUUCCAAAAACUUUUUGAAAAUGGUAUUGUUUUACAGUGAAGUAUACAUCGAUUAUGUUCAGUUUUUGCUGUAACAUGUGUCUUUAUGGAUGGUAGUAUCUCUGCUUACCUGAAUGUUUGCAGCGUAACUCAUUUUGCAGUUAUAUCAGAAAACGGCUCCCUUUCUGUUGAGCACUGAUGAAUAUCAGAAAUGCUAAAAAAAUGUCUGUCUGUUACAGUGCCAACACAGGGAAAAGCUCUAGCAGAGAUGGUGAUAUUUUAUUUUUUGCUGUAUAUAACAUAAGCUACAGAAAUGAACUAUCAACUCAGCUGAAACCUCUGUCAUACAUUUAUUUAUAUGUUUAUUGGAUUAAUCUGUAACCAUGUGGUGUAUUUGCAAAAACAGAAAAAAUAUGUUGUAACAGGUUAAAACUAUAUUGUGACAACGAUCACAGCCUGUGCAGCCGUCCAGAAUGAAGGACCAGUAUGUCUAAUGGAAUGGUACUUUUGGUAAUUUUAUUUAUUUUAUUUUUUUUUUAACGUGAUCAUAACUCCCCCCCACCGAUAUGCUUCACCAAUCCAAUGAAAGUCAAGUAUAAGCAGAGGUUUCAGACAGUGAGAUAUUUUCUAAGUGUAUAUUCAAUCUUUUUGUAUUUAACUAUUUCAAAUGGACAUCAUAUAUGAAAGUAACAAUAUUGUCACAAAAUUCAUUCUUCACCUGUUCCCAUCUAGGGUUUUUUCUUAUUUUUUUUUUUUUUCCCAGUGCUGUACCUUCAGUCCAUUCCAAUAACAGACACAGAUUGACCUCAUAGGGAGUAAUGGCCCCUUCAUUACGAACACUAAUUGCAGGCAGCAUAGAGGACAAAAACUAUGGCUUUGACCCAAGUUUGACAUUUUGAAAAGUAAGCUUAUUUGCUUUCUUGAUUAGAGUUAGAUGAAAAGAUUGCUACCACCAUUGCUACCUUAUGUUAUGUACACUAGUGAAACUAUAAAACUACAAACACAAGAUGGUUAACUUAGCUAAGCAAAAAGAGAGGAAACACCUUUUGCUUAACUGCAAUAAUAUUUGUCAACUUUUAUCAUUAAAGCUCACGAAUUGUCUUUUAGAGCUUUAGAGGUGCAGGUCAGCCAAGCUACCUGUUUCCCGUCUUUGUGCUACGCUAAACAGCAAGAAAGCAAAUAUAUUUUACAAAAUGUCGAACAAUACCUUUAAAAUUCAUCUCCAUUCCAAAAUGAAAAAACAUGCUGUUUUCCUUGAGUUUUUUUCAUGUAAAAACAGCAUUUAUAUUACUUCCAUACACUAAAACUUUCCGCCAAAGUCAGAUUAUAUCAGAGAAGGAAGGCAGCGAUGGCCUGGAUCUGAUGCUCCAUAAGAGGCCAAUAUCAUCCUAUUUAAUUUUGCAAUACAAGUCCUCCUCUUUCAGCAAAAUAUCACUCAAUCCAUCUUAAUAUUUAACUUACAUUUUCCCCUUUUUUAAUGAAACAGUUCUCAGUCUAUUAGCCUCUGCUUGAUAAUGAAUCUCUGGCUUGAAUAUGCAACAAACAGAGUCACAAUUAGAUAACAAUGUGUUUUUCUUUUUGAGGUUACAAGAAAAUUAUUACCGAACCGAGGCAAAAUAUUUUGUAUAAAUCAAACAAAUAUACAAGUAGAGGUUAUUUUGGCGUGUAAAACAUCUUUCUGUUUUCAUUUGGGAUGAAGAGGCUCUUUCUCCAGCUAUGGUGUUUCUGUGUCACUAUUUCUGUGGUUCAUGUUUGUGUAAAUAUACUGUCUGCUUAACACAGAAACACGUGGUCAUGUUUGAUCCUUUAAAAAAAAUCAAGGAAGCUGUGUACAGUCUGUGUGUAAACACUGAUUCCUGAAGUGUGUUUUUUUUUUUGGGGGGGGGGUGUUUCCUUGUAGGGGUUAUAGAAAUGUUUGACUUAAUUUCUGUGUUUUAUAUUUUUAUAAUAAAGAUUUAAUGAAAAACGGGCCACAGGAGGUCUGCUGUGA